This is a messenger RNA of Syzygium oleosum, 1281 nucleotides long. Its product is annotated as protein APEM9-like. The transcript is spliced from 5 exons. The record is from RefSeq and is a predicted model, not a curated record. Gene Ontology annotation, biological process: peroxisomal membrane transport. NCBI's taxonomy places the organism in Eukaryota, Viridiplantae, Streptophyta, Magnoliopsida, Myrtales, Myrtaceae. Bases 148 to 1113 code for a protein of 321 amino acids.
CCGAGAGAGAUCUCACCGCCACGUUCCGUCUCUCUCCAUACCUCCCCGCUCGCUCCCUCCCUCCCUCGCCCAAUUUCUCGGUGACCUCACCUUAACCGCUUUUCCGGCCAGGCAUCAUUGGUUGCCUCGAGAAGAUAACAUUGGGACAUGGCGGCAGUGGGGAGGACGGGGACUUCGUCGGAAACUUCUAUCUGGGGAGACAUCGACAUCUGCGAGAGUUACCUGGUGUGCUCUUUGUACGAGGAGGCGGCUUCGUUGGCCUCCUCUGUUCUGGAGCGUCUCUGUCGGAGCAAGAGCGAUCUCCUUGGAGAAGCAGGACAUGGUCUUUCGCUGCUGCAUGACAUGAUGGAAUCAGCUGGGAUGGUGUUCGUGCAGUCUUUGAAAGAAAUGGGGAGGACUGCAGAAAUUCUGCAUAAGCUAACGGAAUUGUUCGGUUCUGUUGCUGCCAUCCCCAUUGAAGUUCUCCAAAUUGGGGCCUGUUUGCAGAUUUCAAAAGGUUUUCCAGGGGUUCGAGAACUUCUAGAGGAGUUCCUUAGCAACUGGAGCUAUGUGGAUGAGAAAUAUUACAUUCCUGUCAAUGCAGAGGCAAAUGUUAAUUGCACGGAAAUUUGUGACGGACAUUUUGUUUUGGGAGUUGAUAAGUAUUUGGAAGUUGUUGACAUUUAUGCUCUGACUUUACUGGCUAGAAUUUUGGGUGAAUUUGAACUGGCCAUAAGUUGGGUUGAGAAAGCUGCAUUGCCCAAGGAUAAGAGGCAGGACUUGCUCAGAAGGUUGCAUUCGCUAUAUGCUAUCAAGGCCACUAGCUUAUCACAAGGUCCCCUGUCAUGUAUGCUAAAUGAGCAUGAAGUUCCUUUAAUAGGAGAAGCGAAUGCAUCAGAAGAAUAUAUUAGAUCCAUAGAACAGAAAAGCAUGCCAAACAGAGAAGAUGAUCGGAAAUUAGCAAUUCUGAAGUUGUAUGCACAAGGCAAGCCUUGUUUCUGGUUAUUUCGGUCAAUCAAUGUGAGAUUUGGCAAUUUUCGGUUAGUCCUAUCUAAUGGGAAGAUCUUGCUGGGAUGCCUGAUGCUGCUCGCAUAUUUCAUUGUGCGAAGAAAGCGAUCUGCCUUGAAUAGGUAACUUGUCUUGGCUCUAAUGCAUAUUCGUGGUACCACUUCCUGUUUAAACUUGAUGAUUUGCUGAGCCAUCACAGAACGUAUUUAUGCAUAACUAGCAAGUACCACCUUCUUGUGAAGUUAAUGGCCAUAUAUACCUCUGUCCUGCAUCAAUAUCGAUUAUUAUGGAUCU